Messenger RNA from Pomacea canaliculata, 6235 nucleotides. RefSeq lists its product as uncharacterized. Bases 590 to 3826 code for a protein of 1078 amino acids. NCBI's taxonomy places the organism in Eukaryota, Metazoa, Mollusca, Gastropoda, Architaenioglossa, Ampullariidae. Gene Ontology annotation, biological process: regulation of gene expression. The transcript has 19 exons. Gene Ontology annotation, molecular function: DNA binding. The record is from RefSeq and is a predicted model, not a curated record. Gene Ontology annotation, cellular component: nucleus.
AACCUAAUUACAUGCGUUACACAUCAAGGAAAUAACAGUCACAGCAAAACUAGCACAACAAAUAUGACUUACAGACACGAGUGGUGUUUAUUAAGAGGGGAAGGGUUAUUCCAAUUUUAUUGAUUGAGCACUAUGGCAGCAAGCUUUUUUGCUUACAAAGGCAGUUAUACAAGACAAGGAAAUAUCAAGAUAAAUAAUAACAGAGUAGAAAAGAAAACCUAUUACACAAAGAAGUAUAUAAAGCAAGUCAGCACAUCUGUAUUUCCUACUACAUGUUAUGCACAUUUUUUUUAGUCAUUGUUAUCUAGAGUGUUAAAAAUCAAUGGGUUAGCAAAACCAAGCAGAAGGACUUGUCUGUUUUAACCAAUUAGCAAAUCUUUAGGAAGGCAUCCUGUAUCCUUACUAUUCCUGAUCAUGUGUUGCCAUGUGAGUUUUUACUCUUGCAGUUCAUGAUGCCUGUGUGCAGAGCAAACUAUCACUGCAACUCUUUCAUUCAUUCCAUAUCCCAUACUCUUAAUUAAUUCCACUGGAUGUGAUGUGUUAGCCUGAGGUGACCUAAUAUAGUGUACCAACUGUGGUUAACAUCAAUAUGGACUCCAGGGAAGAGACUGAUUCUCAAGUGCAAGUACACAACAUGGUAGAAGCUUGUGAAGGACAGCUGUUCACAGACAAUACAACUAUACCUCUAGAGCCAAACUCAGUCAGUGAUGGUGUUAUGGGUACUUUGUCUGUCAUCGUCACAGAGUCACAAGUUCCUGUUGGUAUGCCAGUCACUUCAAGAGCCAUUUCGUUUGGCCAGCAGAUGUAUAUUAUUCAAUCAGAUACAAAGCAAGGUGCUGGCAAUGCCCUUGCACAUGGUUUUGUCUUGUCUGGCAACACUCUAUCUGCUACUUCCGGAGCAACUGGAGAAGCAAUGAUCAUGUCUGGAUCUCCCGGCGAAAACAUCAUUACAAGGCACACAAUGCCAGAGUUAGAGUUCACUGGGGAGACAACUGCUAUAGACGAUGGUGAAGAUUUGACUGUCACUUAUCAGAGACUUCAAUCAGGAGCAGUGUCAGAGAGUGGUAUUGUGACAACAGCUGACAGCAUGGAGUCAGGUGAGCAAGGGGAGACAAUCACCCUCAGUUUGGAAGAGGCAACACAGAUCAUUCUUCAACAGCAAGGUCUUGAAGGGGCUGUGCAGUUAGCUGAUGGCACAUAUCAGAUUGUUGGUCAGCAGUUCAUACGGGUCUCUCGAGAUGACGAUUCUGUAGACACUCAGACUUUGCCAGUAGAAGUUGUGCAAGGUCUGGUGAACUUUUCACAAGUGGAUGGCACGGCAGCAUCUCUGCAGGAGGAUAUUAGCUCUCAUAUACAUGUAGUUUCAGAUCAGAAUGUCGAAGAUGAAACAGAAGGAAAUGAGUCAAUACACGACACCACAGAAGGAACAGUACUAGUGGAACACUUGCAGAGCCCCCGUGUACAAGUGAAGACGGAGCUGCAUGGUGCUGCUAUUGAUAGUACAGCUACAGCUGUGAAUCAUGAAGCCUUAGUGCUAGGAUCAGAUUCCACCAUUCCCAGGCAAGACCCACCAGAUCCAAAACCAGACCUGAACUGUCCCAUUGAAGUGACUGAGCGGACUCAAGUCAUGAUUAAUGGCAAAAAGUGCCUUCUGAUGCAGAACCCAGAGACUAAACAGCUAUGUGCAUAUCCUAUUCUUCCUCCAGAGGGAAAAAAACGAAGAGGCCGUCCAAGGAAGAUAAGAAGUGAAAGCAGUGAAUGUGACUUCAGAAUCAUUCCACAUUCUGAUACACCUGUACCUAUUGUUCCUUCUUCCACUAUUAUAGUUACGCCAACUACUCCCACCAUCCCCACCCUCACACCUACCACAAACGCCUCUACAGUUGUGAUUGACAGCAAUGGGAAAACUGACACUGAUGAAGCUCACUCCCCAAGUACUUAUGUUGUUGGUGAUCAGAACAGUGCAGCUGAAGGCUUGCUUGAAUUAUCAAAUGCAGGGCCUGACAGCUUGCGAAGAAGCGGAAGAAAGCGGAAAAAAGCAAAAGUGUUUGAUGAUUAUGAUGUACUGGAAGCAUCUAGUGAAGAAGAAAGUGUUAUUGAUGAUGAAAAAGACCCUGAUGUUACCAUUUAUGGAAAUAUACGGCGGCAGAAAGUCAAGAAGGAGACAACCCCAUUUAAUCCUUUUAUGAUGCCUGUGAAGCGAGGACGAGGUCGACCUAGGCGAUACCCAGCAGCAGGUCAAAGCAGCACUCCAGCAUCCAUUCCAGCAGUUAUUCUGCCAGGUGCAAAUGGGCAGACACUUGUCAUGGCACCUCUGCAGAGCCUCCCAGGAUUUCAGACUCAUGUGAAAAGCACUAUGCAGCAACUUGUGCCAAAGUCUGUCUCUGUGAAUGAUCCAUCGUCUGUCUCAGCAGUGCCUACAACACUCACUCUGGGCCCUGACGGAGAGCGUCUAUCUUUGGAUUCCUCUGGAGCUCUUGACAACACCAGCAGUAUCUUAGCUGCCGGUAUGAAAACAGAGUUACUUCCACUUGGAGGAGAAUCGUCCGACACACAAGAAGGUCUUGAUUCUGCAGGUGAAAAAGAGCGCAAUGAAGGCGAAACUUCCAGUGCUACCGGGGACAGUCAGCAACCGACUGUGAUACAAAUACCUGAUAACCUUCUGCCAAUGUUUGGCAUCAAGAAAGAUCCAGUCAAGAUUGGUUUGAAGUCUUCUGAGAGUGAACUAGAGAAACUGAAAUGUCCCAAGUGUGACUUCCAGGGCUACUACGUCCAGCAGUACCAGGCCCACAUUGCCGCCCACAGCGAGGACACUUACAAGUGCAAGUGUUGUCAAUAUGUCACUUUCGACAAGGACGACCUUUUCCAGCAUUUCAAGGCGAACCACCCGCGCUGUAUCUGUGACGUGUGCGAGUUCAUGGCGGAGCAUGCCUACAUGAUCAAGCGUCACAUGAUGCGUCACAACGCCCAAGGCUGCACGUGCGAGGUGUGCGGGAAGGUGUACAAGGACCAGUACAUUCUCAAGAUGCACGUCAAGAUGGUGCACAUGCCGGCGGAGGUGCUGUUCGAGUGCAACGUGUGCGGCAAGAAGUUCACGCGCAAGGCCCACCUAAAGCGCCACCUGCGUAUCCAUGAUCCCGAGAAACCUUUCAAGUGCCCGCACUGUGAUUACAGGGGAUGCGAGAGGUCAGACAUAUCAAAGCACCUGCUUAUUCACGAGGACCCCAAACACGUGUGUGAGGUGUGUGGCAAGGCCUUCCGACACAUCAAGAACAAAGAGCUGCACGUCAAGAGGCACAAUGGACAGAGGGACUACAAGUGCGGCGUGUGUGACUUCUACGGCUACACCUUCACAGACAUACGGAAACACAUCGAGCGCAAGCACGCGGACAUCAAGACGCUGGUGUGUGACAAGUGCGCCAUGCCCUUCAAGACCGACAUACAGCUCAGGGAACACCAGAAGGAGAACUGUGAGGUGCUGAUGAUCGAGCAGGCCCUUGCCAUCGCCACGUCCACCGGUGGCACGAGCCAGGCUACCAUCCAGAUCCCGUCCUCCUUGGCACUGGACGGCCAGAUCACCAUCCACGGCCAGCAGAUUGCACUGGACGGCCAGCAGGUCAACAUCACGGUCCAACAGGUGGCAGAGGACGACACGCUCUCCGAGGAUCAUAUCGUCGAAGGCAGCAUAUCGGAUGUGACGUCAUCGGCGCACGUGAUUGACACUUCCGACGGCUCGGCAAUGGCCGACGGUACGAUCCAGAUAAUUCCAAACGACGACAUCGAGGAGGUGGUAGACCUGCCGUCGGACACCAUGGGGCCGUUGUGAUGACGACGCGCCGUCAGGUGCCAGGUGUUGGACGCCAUAACGGCAGUGUGCUUUGUUUACAGGCAGCAUGGACAUCACAGUAAACAUGGCGAGAAGCUGACCUCAUCCACUUCACCAACGUUUCUAGUCCCAACAUUCUCCCUCCCUGCAUACUUCUCACGAUGCGCGUUAGAAAGGAAAAAAAAAACCAGACAAGUGCGCACGGACGUUGCUAUCCUCAGCUGUGUCGGUCUGUGGGAAGCUGCUUACAAUGUGUUGAUAGGAUCACGUGAUGCUAGUGCCCGGCCACACGUGUCUCCCGGAUGUGGGUGUAGGGAGCGAUUCUACUCACCAGGCCAUAGUUCUAGUCAGUUUGGUGUCCGAACCGCAGAGAUGACGACACGGCGCCGCGCUGCUGACCUACAGAUGUACAGAAUAAGUUAUUAUAACAAACCACGCUCGUGGGAGCCAUAGCAGGACAACAUUCCCAGUGCGGACAGGAAGGUGCUGCUGCUGUUGUGUUUCUGUCAGCGUGAAGCGCAGAGGUGUGGGGGCAGUAAUCUGGGAGGUUUGGGGGACAACGUCAUGGCUUACCUGGACGUGUUGCUGACUUCAGUGAUUGGAAAACCUGCCUGAGAGAGUGUGAUGGUGGCAGUGUGUGUGUGAGUGAAAUGUCGCACUGAGUGAGUGAAUGUCUCAGUGUAUGUGAGUGAGAGGGUGAAUGUGCCAGUGUGCGAGUGAGAGAGAGAGAAUGUCCCAGUGUGAGAGAGAGAAUGUCGCAGAUAUCUAGCUCAUGACAAUUGAAAUUAAAAAGCCAGAGAACGUUGCUGUAUGACAAGCGAUGCAUCUAACUGGCAAUACACAUCGAAACAGACUACAGCUGUAAUAGCUGUCAUAGUCGUUAGGCUACAAACACACAAACCAUUCUUCUAGGUAGAGUGAAAGAACUAACUGUUAAAGGCUGGGCUGGAAACUGUUUUCAGCCUGACAUGGAUAUACAGUCAAGAAAAGAGUCGCGUCGUGUAUACGGCACGUCAGGACAAAGAAUGUACAAUGGUGGAGAGUGUACUACAGUCAACUUUCUGGUGUCCAACAGUAAAGUUCAGCUUUCUGUGUCUAUGUGAAAGGGCCAGUCACUGGUGUCACGUCAGUAUUCCAGUACUCAAAUGGUCACAAAGUCUUCUGCAGCUUAAGAGAGACUAACACGUGAAUAUACUUCACACACGUGUUAGCAAGUGUGUCCUUGGUUUUCUCCUCGAUACAAGUGCAUCAGUGAUCUGUUGAGCAUCAUCUACUUGGCUACUGCCAGCGAGUGACACUGCGGUCUGUUGUUGCUGUCGGUGCUGUCUGUGGACUGUCAACUGCUCUCUGUGCUACUCAUCACACUGAGUCACGGUUACCCAAGGUCUUUCCAUUCAUCUCCUUCCGACCACUGUCAGGACAGAGAACAGGGUGAGCCCUGAAAACAUGACAGUUGUACACGUGUGUGUUGGGGGGAGGCGAUUGAUAUAGUUAUUGUCUACCUAUAAAUACUGUUAACUACAGCUGGCUAACUAUACAAUUGUACACAGUCUCACAUUCCGCUGUCACAAACAACUCCUACUACUACUAAUGGGCGGGACAUGACUUGUUUUCUCCACGUCGUUCUCCCCUGCACUGCGCAGACCGCAGUCGAGCAUUUUCUCUGCUCAGAUUCUGCCAGAACAAAACAAAAAAAAAAUCAUACACACGCAAAUCAAGACAAAACCCAAAACACCCUUUAAAAAAAUGUAAUGCAAGUCGUAACAUUAACAUCAACACUGAUGUACCCGUAAGAAGUUAAAGCAUCCUCUAACACACACACACGUAUGUGCGCACACAGCUCUAUAAGAAGCCAAAAAAGUAAACCAAACUAACCAAGUGCACGAAAAAAUGCACAAUAUCCGACAGAAAUUGAACCCCAACGUUGGCAUUGUUUAGCUCGCUGUGGCCAGUGCAUCAGACAGCUUUAGUCCAGUUUCCACUUUAUCUCUACUGCCCCUUGAUUUCUGACCAUAAACAGUCUGUGCACGCGGGGCAGAACUUAUUAGAGAGAAUGUAGCCGCCAGCAGGACAAGUCAGAGGUCACAACAGCUCACGUGACCAUCGCCAGGUCAGUCCAGUCACGGCACGGUCAUUGCACGUGCUGACACAAGCGUCGUGGCUGUGGUGAUGUACUCAACCUUGUGUUUCGGGUGCACAGUGCUGACCUUUCCGACAGUCACCGCUGCUUCAUUCAACUAUUCUAUUGCCUCCCCCACCUCAUCUGUAUCUCCCUCCCUUCUCGGCUUAACUACCAUCCCCUCCCGCCAUACAACUGUCAACGAUUGUCUAAAUAACCGUUUGUUUGAAUUGUAAACCAUUAAAGGACAUGUACAGAGACCUUGUAUUUUUUAAAAACCCUCUGCCAUA